Dichomitus squalens LYAD-421 SS1 is the source of this 1038-nucleotide messenger RNA. RefSeq lists its product as uncharacterized. The annotation marks the transcript as partial. The record is from RefSeq and is a predicted model, not a curated record. The transcript has a single exon. NCBI's taxonomy places the organism in Eukaryota, Fungi, Basidiomycota, Agaricomycetes, Polyporales, Polyporaceae.
AUGGCGAUAGGUUACACCUUUGACGAGACACACCAAAAGCUGACAGACUUUUUCGAACGCCCACAGGGAGCAAACGAAUGGUCACGGACGCACAACUCUACCUUCUCUCUCGACAAAUUUGGACUCCUCAAUGCAUCACGCACCCUCAAGAAUUCGCUUGGCCCUGCACUCCAACUAGGCAGCACCCUCAUAAAGCCCUCAGACCACCAUCGAUUCCUAGGAUUCCUAAUGGACUAUCGGCUCCGAUACCACCAACACGUCGCAUAUGCGCUAGGCAAAGGGAUGGCCUGGGUUGCCACCCUACGACGUCUAGCCCGAUCACAGUAUGGCCUUACACCGGGGCUUGUUCGUCGCCUCUAUCUUGCAGUCGCAGUCCCUAGCAUGCUCUACGCCGUCGACACCUUCAUCACUCCAGUGCAGACACAUCCAGGGCAGACACGUCGCAGUGGCUCAGUCGGCGCAGUCCGGAAACUCGCCCGGGUCCAACGGGAGGCCCUGCUCCUCAUCACAGGAGCCAUGAGAACUACCGCAACCGAUGUGAUGGCUGCCCACGCUGACUUACUCCCCUUCAACAGCUUGAUAGACAAGCUCUGCCAGAGGGCUACCAUCCGAAUGUGCACCCUCCCGAGCACACACCCCCUGUCGCCACACGUCAAGCGCGCUGCUACUCGCUAUGUCCGGAAACAUCGCUUGCAACUACAUGAGCUCCUCCAUCUCUACACAACCCCCGACACCCCACAGCGCAUGGAAAAAGUCCUAGCUGUUCGACAUCACCCUGCAUGGACUCCGGCACACUGGGUCGACAUCGCGAGCUCAAAGGACGAGGCACUGGACAAGGACGAGGAGUGGGCACAACGACACAAGAUACUGGUCUACUCGGAUGGCUCGCAGAGGCGGAGUAAGGUCGGCGCAUCAGCGGUACUCCUGAGGGCCGGGUCGUCCCGACCCAAGACCCUCUAUUACCACCUCGGCACGGACAGGCAACAUGGGAUCUAUGAAGCAGAGAUUGUCGGCUCCAUCCUGGGCACGCAGCUGCUA